Messenger RNA from Cercospora beticola, 3164 nucleotides. RefSeq lists its product as uncharacterized. The record is from RefSeq and is a predicted model, not a curated record. NCBI's taxonomy places the organism in Eukaryota, Fungi, Ascomycota, Dothideomycetes, Mycosphaerellales, Mycosphaerellaceae.
UCGCGCACGCCCGCGCCGCUGGGUGCGCUGCUGAGAUCCCGUCGUGCAUGGACGAGAUGACUAACCAGCGGCCAACCGAGCGAGCGUGCUGCUCAGGUUGCCUGACCUCACUUCCCGUGCAGUGACUGCAAGGUCAAUCUCUGCCCCUCUGACAUGUCCUUCGUCCUUGCACGCGCGCCUGCUCGCCCCAGUGAAACGCGGCAUUCCAUCAUGAGCAGCCUCUGUCGGACGAAUAGGUGAGGUCAGCGUGGACCAUUGACACAACCACCUUUCCGGACUGGGUAAAUCCGCCGCACGGCAUAUGUUUUGGACACUGGCACCGGCACAUGUGUCGACUUGACCGUGUGGAGAAUUACAGUCGAGGGCGUGGGCCUGCGUUGUGCUCGUCGACAACAACUACAACUUCUAAUCAUCGGGCUGGCAUAUAUCUGCAGUAACGAACCGAAAACCCGAUGCCGCUGCUGGUCAGCACCAGAUCACACCCCGACAAGCAAAGAAAUGAACCAAGAGAAACCAAGUCUGCCACAACGAGCGAGCACCAGGCCCUAAUGCCAAUGCCUCGACCAGACGCCCACAUGUCCCCAUCUCCGCAGCCAUCCGCACACGACGCCUCGCCCUCACCAGCGCAUGCCUUUGCAUCGGAGAGCCAAUACUCGCCAUCAUUGAGUGCCUGGGUCGGAGAAUCACGCUCAAAUCAUGCAGGGGUCUCAAAUAGCUUGUCAAUGCUGACGGAGGUUUACCCUGCUCCAAGGGCGGCCCUGGCCUCCGUACACGCAUCUCGUUCGGACCAGCGCCACACUCCUGCUGCAUGUGGCGAACGUCACGAUCCGCUGCGGCCAGCAGUUACUUCACCUCGCAAGUCCCUACCUGGGCCUUGGCGAAGCUUGCACUUCGAUGAUCAUCGCAUCAGCACGAGCCAAACUACUGUCGAUGCCCCACUGUCACUUAACAUCCCUCCCCAGGUCAGAGAUCUGCCGAAGCUUGCUACAGGCACGACCUCGUCCAGCCAAACUCACAGCUAUGCCACUUCAGAAGCGUCGACCCUCCUACCGUCGAUUGCACUGCUCAACGAACAUGCUGGGUCUCGAUACAACGAUCCGAACAAUGCCGAGUCGUUGUCGACACAGCAUUCCCUACCAUGCCACUGCGCGACGUUGAGGCCGCUGCUCCGUGAAUUCGUCGAUGCUUUACUCGAACUCGACGAGAGUGUCCAAAGUCUGUCCAGGAGUCCAUCGCGUCCCCGUCCGAAUAACAUCGAUAGCCACCCAGUCCAAAGUGUACACUGGAUGCUAGAACGCUUGCGACAAACGAAGCAUCACAUCGAUGGCGUGGCUCGCGAUAUCAAUGCAGUUGGCGCUGGUCGUGCAGCACAGCCGACUCAAGUCGACUCUACGCCUAAUGCAUCGAAACGAUCCGCUGCUCCAUGGGAUUGGGACGAGACAGCACAAAAACGCCCAAGGUCAGGUGCGUCCGAGUCAAUACAUCAGUCCUAUCGCGCUCCGGCCUACGAUCGUCCUAGGUCCAUAGAGGAUGCACGCAAAGAUCUGUCAGGCUACUCACCAGCACGUGCAGACUCGAUUCCUGGUUCUGCUCACCCAGGAACCGCAUCGCCAACCUUUGCUCAACGCGCGGCUCGGGCACUCCCUUCGCCGUCCUCCAUAACGUACUCAAACUGCUCCGCACCAUCCCUUCCAACUCUGGCAGCGCAAUCGAUUGCAUCUCCGGCGACAUCGUAUUUACCAGCUUCAUCAUUGCAUACUGCACCUGCCCAUCCGGCGACAUCAGCUCAUAUUGCAGAACUACAACACCAGGUGACCCUCAAAUCUCUGGCACUACAAACGCUCCAAUCUGAGUACGCAUCGCUCUUGCAGAAGCUCCAGCGGGAGAAAGUCAGGAGCCAAGCAAUUGAGAAGAAGACAAGCGUUGCUGAUCAAGAAGUGAAUGAACUCACUAGCAAGAAUGAGGACUUGACUGAGCAGGUCAAGCUUCUGACAUCUCAACUGGAACACAGUGAGAGGAAGAGAGAUACGGAGCGAUCAGAGGCUGAGCGGGAGAAGAACCAAUGGGGCCGCAUGUUGGAGAUGUCUGGUCGGCUACAGGCGAAGGCUGAUGCUGAGAAACAACGGCUGCUAGCAGAAAAGGAGACCCUGCUGCAGCAUGUAUCGCGGCUGCGGCAGUCGCCAAAGGAGCAGGAAAUGCAAGAAGAGCGUUUGGUGGCAUCAGCCGAAGAUGAUCAGAGUCGAACGUUCAUUGCACCUCGAGCGCAGACGCACGCGCAGGACAGAAGUGACGAUCUGGACGAGCUCAGACGAACGGUAGCUGCCCAGGCUCGACGGAUCGACCUCUUCAAGACCGCGCUUCAACAAAUAAGAACACAGAGUGCCGAGCUCGAAGAAAGGGCGCAGACCAUUCGGCAGCGCAGUAGCGAGCUGCAAAGCAUAUCGGACCGCGCAUUGAAUGCGGACAACACAGUAGCAAUGGGGCAACACGCGCGCCCUGGUGUUCCAGCCCAUCCGCCUUCGCGCGCGCCUGCGGGCACUUCUUUCGAUCAACAAGGACCUGAUAGAAGGGCUCCAGUUCCAACCCCGAAGUUGAGUAGACGUACCACCACUCUCGAUGUCUUGAUCGAUGGGCGUAUGCAACCUGCAAAUAUUAAGGAGGUGUCGCGAGCGAGAACGCCUGGUCCAGACGAGUUGGGAUUUUCCUUGCCGCCUACGACUUCAACAUCUGAGGAGUUACUCUCAGCUCUUGGGCCGGCACCUAUCGCUAGCUCAGCAGAUUUGGGCGCUCGAGUCUUGCAAGGUCCCCAGUACUCAUCACAGUUCGGGGUGCAAUACGCUGGUGCCACCCUGUCAAGUAGAGCGUGGGAUGCCAUGGACUCGCGAAGGUCGAGAGAAGACCCCACUCACAGGCAGGUCUCAUCGUCGCCGCAGUCUGAUGAGUUCGUGCGAGGUAGUGCCAAUCGUACACCUGAUCAUGGCUCUGGCUGGCCUGUGGGAGAUCAAAAGACGCAAGGAAGUGGGCUGGUGGAGGACUUUCCGCCGCCGCGGUCAUUGCAAGUUCAAGCGUCCAAGAACAUCGCGAGCGCAUCAAAUACAUCACCAGCUUUGUUGCCUCGUCCAGAUAUGUCAUCUGGGCAUGAGAAAGUGCAGCCGCGAGAAUAA